Messenger RNA from Exophiala viscosa, 2375 nucleotides. RefSeq lists its product as uncharacterized. Lineage: Eukaryota; Fungi; Ascomycota; Eurotiomycetes; Chaetothyriales; Herpotrichiellaceae. Gene Ontology annotation, biological process: DNA repair. The coding region runs from base 87 to 2204 and encodes 705 amino acids. The transcript is spliced from 2 exons. Gene Ontology annotation, molecular function: DNA binding; metal ion binding. The record is from RefSeq and is a predicted model, not a curated record.
ACUUCGUGGCUCCAUCAUUUACCGCCUGCAGCAUUGCACACAACACUUCGACUCGUCCGACUUGAUGGAAGCCAGAGUCGAGCGCAAUGUCCAAGCGCACUAUCGGCGGUGGAAGAGUACUAGGAAGCGGUAGAACUCUAGGACCCCCCAUCCCACCGCCGAAGCCAACUUCACCUCUCCCCACUCAUGUACUCUCCCCUUCUACGUCCAGCCUAUCCUUGAAUACCUCAGAGAGCGGAGCCUCAACACCUCUUUCUUCCGAUCCUCAAGACAUCGCCGCUCGAGUCUCGCUCGAUCAUGGCACUCCAGAUCUAUCUGUUGCAGCGGCGGCUGCUGGAGACCGCUUGGUCUGCCCAAUAUGCAACGAGGAAAUGGUGACACUGUUACAAUUGAACCGACAUCUAGAUGACGCACAUAAGGAAAUAGAAGAGGAACAGCAAGAUGAAGUCAAAGAUUGGUUCAAACAGCAAAUGGUCAAGGCAAAGAAGUUCCAACCGCUUGCAGUCUUGAAUCAGAAACUCAAGGGUUUAGAUGUUUUCGAGUCGAAUCAUGACAUGUCUCGAAGUAGCACUCCAACCCCUAGACGAGAAUCUGUUGCAAGAGAAGUGCGAGAUGCUGCCCCGGCUACACCACCGAAGCCGGCGUCAACUGUCAUUGACCCAGAAGAUAUCAUCACCAAGCAACAUUGGCAGAAGAGGACAGGCUAUGAUGUAUGCUCGGAUCCAGCAUGUGGGAAGAGACUUGGUGGCACUUCAACCGGUAUCGUCAAUUGUCGACAUUGUGGUAAACUCUUCUGUGACGAGCAUACGAUGUACCAGAUGAAGUUGUCGAGAUCCGCACAGCACGAACCCGUACGAGGCAUGUGGUACAGGGUUUGUGAAACCUGCUACAAAAGUCGUGAUGGAUACAUGGACAGGCAUGGUCUCGAACGAGACCAGAUGAGCGCUUUUGAGAGUGUAAGGCGAAGCAAACUAAGUCAGAAAGAGAUGGAGGUUUCUCGUCUGGAGAAAAGGCUCUCAAGACUGACACAGCUGCUUGCGAAUCCCCCAGAAGAGGUUGUCCAGCCAGCUACUAACAAGAGAUGGUCAUUGAAUUGGACUCAGACCGACCCUCGCAAGGUACUGGAGCAGAGUAUCGUGGCAUGGCAAGAUGACGCGGGAGUUCCACGCUGUCCGUAUUGUCAGCAGGAUUUCUCUCAGUACACGUUUCGGCGGCAUCACUGCCGAACAUGUGGCAAAGUUGUCUGCGGCGAUCCAGUGACGGGCUGCUCAACCGUUGUCGGCCUCAGUGUUGCAACUACUAACAAACGCCUCUCCACCACAGAAAAGCCACCUCCGAAUAAUACGGUUUCACUUGAUAUUCGGCUCUGCAAGGAAUGCAAUCAUACCAUAUUCUCGGGUCGGGACUUCCAAGCUUCAUUGACAUCUCCUGCAAUUGAAGCCUUCACACGAUCUUACAGCAACCUGCUGCAAUUUGAACGUGGCAUUCGUCUUCUGUUGCCAAAGUUCCAGAAACUGCUGCAAGCCCUCCAGGAUCCUGACCAUCCGCCAUCAUCCACCCAAAUCUCCGAUGCUGCACGAACACGUAAACGACUUAUGGACUCAUUUACGCAGUACGAUACGGCAGCACGACGCAUUAGAGACCUACCCAGUCAGUUACCAACCCAGCUAAAACUGCAAAAGGCGAUCUAUCAGAAUGCAACACAAUUCCUGCAUCUGCACAUGCUCCCUUUAAAGUCACUUCCCAAAGUUUUGAAGCAUGCUACGCCACACGGCAAUAGUAGCACCCCCAAGCUGGAUCCGAACAAUCCUCGCUCGUCCCUGGCCGUCCUCAACAAUAGUCACAUGCGGCAUGACAGCUCAUCUAACAUGUCCGUUGCAAGUUUUGCAUCUUCCCGGGUUAGCGAGCUCGAAGCCGAAGAGAAAUCGCUACGGGAGCGUCUCAUUGUCCUCGAAGAGCAGAAGUUCAUGGUGCAAGAAAUGAUUGCUGACGCCAAUCGAAGGCGCAAAUUUGACGAGGUGGCAGCUUUGGCCGGUAAUGUCGAAGACCUCAGUACUGAGAUUGACAGUGUCCAGAAGAUGGUUGACAAUCUGCGUGGUGAGUUCGAAGGCGUUUAUACUGGGGGCGGUGGUCUGGGUAGUGGCGUCAAUAGUCCAGUAAGAAGGCCGUCGGAUAUGGGCACCAGUUUGGGAAAGAUCACCUAACCCCGGAAUUACGACCCUGCGGGGCCCUUGAGGCCUAUUGAGGCUGAUAUCUGAACAACACGAGAAGCCGAGGCCGAUUAUGGAAUUGCUGGGACAGCGGAAUAGUGGCCGCCCACCACGGAAACCGGCACUGUUCUUCACUAUGGCACCAUCAACCUCAAACUUCAUCCA